This is a messenger RNA of Lethenteron reissneri (Far Eastern brook lamprey), 1128 nucleotides long. RefSeq lists its product as uncharacterized. NCBI's taxonomy places the organism in Eukaryota, Metazoa, Chordata, Hyperoartia, Petromyzontiformes, Petromyzontidae. The record is from RefSeq and is a predicted model, not a curated record. Gene Ontology annotation, cellular component: membrane.
AUGGCGUUGCUGGCCGUUGCCAGGGGCAACCGCCGUGGUUGCCAUAUCGAGGUAUCCCAGGUUCACAUCAAAGCCACCGUGGGCUCGACCAUUUUCUUCAAUGCCCACAUCUCUGCCCCUCGAGGCUGCGAGGUCACCACAGCAGCGUGGUUCAGGAGUGGGAGGGACGACCGCAUGGCCACCUACGACGCCUCCACCCGACGCUGGACACCGUCCGAGAGCUCGGUUCAGUACCGGGGUAGGGUGGACCUGAGCCCGGGAAACGACCUGGGGAGCGAUGGAGGUGGCACAGCGUGGCUCCGACUGCGGGAGCUGAGGAUGGAGGACGAUGGCAUUUACGAGAUCAAGGUCGCCUGGAGGCACGAGACCUACGAGUGGACGGAUAGCGAGAACGUCUUUCUGACUGUGCUCAACCCCUGCCUGGUGAACUUCUCCAAGUCGCGGGCGGUGGUCGGUGGCUCCCUGUCCUUCACUCUGACCAAGCCCCCUGCCGACUGCCGCCUCCUAAACAUCUCCCUCCAGCAUCCCAGAAAGGUUGACAGAGCAUGGGCAGAGCCAGUGAGGAUCCUGACCUGGGAUCACAACUCAGGUCUCAGGCCGGAGGCUGGCUACGUGGACAGAGUGGCGGUGGUGACGGAAUCUAAAGCAGUCCUGCAGUCAGUCGAGUUGAAGGGGCUCACACGGGAGGACGCGGAAGAGUUCAUGAUCUCGCUUUGGUGGGAGUACAAGGGCAGCGCCUUUAAUGUGUCAUGGACCGAGCAUGUGAAUAUCAAUGAAGUUGCCGUGUCAAAGCCCGAUGUCUCUCCCCGUGACCCCGCGGUGCACGUGGGAGGCUCCUUGUAUCUGCGCUGCGUCGUGCACCAGGGCUCCCCUCCCAUCUACUACUCGUGGCUCAGGGGGGACGAGAGCUCGGGGGGGAACCUCACAGAGACCGGGGUCCACACGGAGACGUGGACCCUGCACGACGCGCGGCACGGUGACGCGUUCGCCUCGUCACAGUUUCAACAGGGAAGCAUCCUCCACCUGGAGGAAUCCCCACUCCCCAUGGUCCAGACCAAUAGCGCCAUCACACGCAUUGGGACCGUCGAGAUUUUCUGGGGUAUCAACAUCCACCGAUGCCACAAGUAG